CAAGGAUCCAUACUCUUUGGUUCUAUUCGGUAAAGUCACGUAGGUAAAAAAUAAAACAACAAAAAUCACGACGUUUCGGCCACAACACAAGUGGCCUUCAUCAGGUGAAGGGGCCAGACUGUCUAACUGACGAUGGUUUAAUUUUGAUUUAAAGCUUUCGUGACUGCAGUAAUUCAUUAUCUUAGCUCUUUCGGUAAAGUCACGUUGAAGAGAAACAAUAAAAUAAUAAAAUAUAUAUCAAACAAUAAAAAUUCUCACGUUUCGGCCAUAACACAAACGGUCGAAACGUCGUGAGAUUUUUUUAUUGUUUUAUAUAUAUUUUAUUAUUUUAUUGUUUCUCUUCAACGUGACUUUACCGAAAGAGCUAAGAAUAUGACGAUGGUUUAUUGCAAAGCGCACAAUGGGCCGGGUGUGCUGUCUCCGCAUUGCUGUGUUUGAUGUCGUUUUCUUAGCCGGCACUUUUGUUCUAAUCGGUGGGGUUAUCGCGUCAUUUACCGACUUGAUGCACGGCAGAGACGUGCUUGGAGGACAAGGACACGAGGCGUACACUGGGAGCGCCUGACGAGCUCGGAAGACCGUUUUCUCACGGGGGUCCAGGUAGACUAGACUGGGCUGCCGCCCAACCAGACGUGUCCACGUGGCACCCCACACGACCGAGGUUCCAAAUAUCGCUCGCCCUCAUCCACACGCCCCCGGCCACGCGGCUUGUUUCGGAGGUUCGCGGUUCGAGUCGAGCAGCCGCCCUGGUUAUCACUGCGGAUGUAUAAACGCAAAAUGCGAAUCGCUGUCCACUUCGCGGUGGACAAAGGUGCAGUGACGUCGUUCGCAAGAAUGAGAUCAUUGUGUGACUGCGUCAGUCCAAAUAAACAAAAUACCCGCAAAUGGCUAAACUGAGUUCAUACAGAGCAAAGGUUGGCCAUGACUGGCAAUUUGGCAGGAAUCUCCAGUGCCACAAAUCUGGACCAUUCCUCCCCUUCCCCAGCUCGAUCCGCACUGACUCACUACGGCUGGUUUCUUCCAGAGUGGCGAAGCUCAGUGAAGUUUGUCACGGGUAAACGAGCAGAAUCCUCACCAAUCAUAAUUCGACACCCCUCUCUCAGCACACCCCAGCUACUCGACGCGCUUGCACACCUCCAUCCUACACCUGUCACCCUCCACGAGUACACACACGCCUCGAUUAACAUCCAGCAGCAGGUGUCACGGAGUGGUGCCGACGUCUCUGCGGAGCUUGUGCCAGACGACGAGUGCCGAUAAGGGGGCACUGACCGGCAGAAGCUCCAACUGUCUUCCCAAUGAUGCAAACGGACAUGGUUACAGUCUGCGUCAUUACAUUCCUAGAUCACCACUUGGACAAACGGCGCCCGAUCUCACGACUGCAGAUGCACGCGACCACGUGACGCCAAACGCCUUACCCCACCACAACACGACUCGCUCCUAGUAUCGCUCGAGCCCAUUGUAUGCACAUUCCACGACAAUCCCGAGCCUGUCACUCGCACCUCCAGCCGUCAACGAUCCCGCGUCGCGCGCUGAGCCCCAACGCACCACAGGGGAGAGAGGAUUGUGGAACUGGGCAGGGCCCGGGCCUGGUGGGGAACCCGCACUCCGUCUUCGCCGGGGUGUGCAGGCGCAAACAUGGGCCAGGCGGUCAAGUGGAACAGAAAGGGGGUGAUCGUUUGCGCCGCCGCGAUCGCCACAGGAGCGGUCUUCCUCGUGUGCGUCCGGAGUCACAGCGUGCCCAGGGAGCCGCGUGGACACGGGGAGACCUGGGACCUGAGCCGCUACGAGCUGCCAGACAUGGACCCGCGCUUCCCCGUGAACUGCUCUGCGGUGGUGCGAGGCGACGAGGAGAGCAUCGCCGAAGCGAUGCUGCUCUCUAUCACCGUCGAGUUCAACAAGCGGCGCCCGCUCGCAGAGGACGAUUACCUGAGGAUGACGCGCGACUGCGACGCGUUCAAGCGGGAUAGGAGGUACGUGACGGUGCCGCUGAGCGACGAGGAGGCGGCCUUCCCCAUCGCCUACUCCGUGGUGGCCCACCACCGCGUGGACAUGCUGGAGAGGCUGCUGCGCGCCAUCUACGCGCCGCAGAACGUCUACUGCCUCCACGUGGACCAGAAGUCGCCGCCGCCCUACCAGGAGGCGGUGCGCGCUCUCGCCGCGUGCUUCCCCAACGUCUUCCUGGCCAGGCGGCAGGAGCGCGUGGUCUACACCUCCUGGCUGCGCGUGCAGGCCGACCUCAACUGCAUGCGGGACCUCGUGGCCGCGCCGCAGCCCUGGAAGUAUUUCAUCAACCUGUGCGGCCUGGACUUCCCCAUUAAAACCAACCUGGAGAUGGUGCGAGCGCUGCGCACCCUCAACGGGAAGAACAGCAUGGAGUCCCUGCACACUCCGCGGGACAAGACGGUGCGCUGGGAGAUACACCACGAGAUCAUGGACGGCGAGCUGCACGCCACGCACGUCAGAAAGUCCCCUCCACCCAUCCCCACGCCCAUGUUCUCCGGGAACGCGUACAUCGUGGUGACGCGCGCCUUCGUCGAGCACGUGCUGAGCGACCCCACGGCACGGGCGCUCAUCGAGUGGGAGAAGGACACUUUCAGCCCCGACGAGCACCUGUGGGCGACGCUGCAGCGCCUGCCCGGGGUGCCGGGCUCCUCGCCGCCGCACGACAAGUACGACGUGCAGGACAUGAUGGCCAUCGCGCGCCUCGUGCGGUGGUCCUACAUGGAGGGCGACACCCUGCAAGGGGCCGCCUACCCGCCCUGCCGCGGCACCGUGGUGCGCUGGGUGUGCGUCAACGGGGUGGGCGACCUCCCCUGGGCGCUGCGGCAGCACCACCUCUUCGUCAACAAGGUUGACUCGGCCGUGGACGACGUGGCCGUGCACUGCCUCGAGCGGCACCUGAGGAGCAAGGCCCUCGGGGAGGCCGUGCGCCCCUGUGCCGGGGCCGGCGCCAGCACAGCCGCCUGCGAGGAGACGCGGCUCCAGCACGUGACGGAGCGCGGGGCCUAAGGAUUCGUUGCGAUGGCUCCUCUUAAGAAGAGUCGUUCUGUGAGCCACGGCGGAUGCACGCCACGUCGCUUGACGUGGAACAUCGACGACACUACGCCUUUCAUCAGUCGAGCCUGUUCCAUCCAUUGCUGUUGCUUGUACUUUACAAGUCACCUGUACUUCACCCGCAUUGUUGCACUCACGUGGGGCGACCUCGAUGCCUCGCCCCACCGGUGACCUUCAUGAAUGGCCACACCUCUGGAUUUUAUUUUUGUUUAAAUUUUUUCUGAGCGCUGGCUGAAAAAAAGCCCAAAACGUUAAGAGACCAGCGACAAACGGCACUAUUUAUCAAAGUUCUUGCAUUGAGAAAGGUUAUUAAAAGGAUUUUGGAAGAGAGACGAUGAUGGGGUCGAAUUUCAAAGUGGAGCAGUGUCAAGAAAGAAGCAGAGAAGUGUUGUGACCUGCAGUGUGAUGAGGAGUGGGUGAGUGUGUUGUUGUGACCUGCAGUGUGAU
Petromyzon marinus (sea lamprey) is the source of this 3498-nucleotide messenger RNA. The record is from RefSeq and is a predicted model, not a curated record. Lineage: Eukaryota; Metazoa; Chordata; Hyperoartia; Petromyzontiformes; Petromyzontidae.